Messenger RNA from Coregonus sp. 'balchen', 6191 nucleotides. Lineage: Eukaryota; Metazoa; Chordata; Actinopteri; Salmoniformes; Salmonidae. The record is from the annotation of a GenBank genome assembly.
CUCAAAGUUCACACGGUUUUCUAUGUUUUUGUCAAAAUGACUUCAACACCUAGUCUUGCGACAACGACUUCUGUGCCUGAAUUACAUGAAAAGUUUCAUUUGGAAGCUCUUGAUAUUGUUGUGGUUGUGGUAUACUUCGUCUUUGUUCUUGUUGUGGGAAUAUGGGUAAGUAAUAAAUACUCCUAUUACCUGGUGGAUGUUUUCAUUGUAUGAAGAGGGCAGACUGGUACAAUGAUCUGACACUGAAGUAGUACUGUGGAGAUUCAUUCAUCAGAAUUCUUCCUCACAUAAAAUAUGUUGUUCAAAUAUAUGCAAUAUUGACUAAAUAUAAGUAUAAAGUAUAAAGUAAUGUCAUUGAGAAAGCUUUGCUGUAACUAAUAUCUACGGACCGUAUAGUUUUAAAUUAAUUAUUUAUUGCAGUCCUCUGUCAGGGCAAACCGUGGGACAGUGGGUGGAUACUUCUUGGCUGGAAGAUCCAUGACAUGGUGGCCUGUAAGUAGUCUGAGAUGUUGAUGGUAUUGAACUCAAUGCAUUGAACUCAAAUAAACUCUAUGCAUUGAACUGAACAUUAAUGAUGAAAUGAGUAAUGCGUCAACUACAGAAAAAGUUAAUCAUGAUCCAGACUAUUAAGUAUUAUCAUCUAUUUGAAAUUAGGAAAGCAAUUUUUGAAUGACAGUGAACAAUUGGUUGAAAAUAGUUGAUCCUGAUAAUAGCAACUCAGCAAAAAAAUAAACGUCCUCUCACUGUCAACUGCAUUUAUUUUCAGGAAACUUAACGUGUAAAUAUUUGUAAGAACAUAACAAGAUACAACAACUGAGACAUAAACUGAACAAGUUCCACAGACGUGAAAAACAGAAAUGGAAUAACGUGUCCCUGAACAAAGGGGGGGUCAAAAUCAAAAGUAACAGUCAGUAUCUGGUGUGGCCACCAGCUGCAUUAAGUACUGCAGUGCAUCUCCUCCUCAUGGACUGCACCAGAUUUGCCAGUUCUUGCUGUGAGAUGUUACCCCACUCUUCCACCAAGGCACCUGCAAGUUCCCGGACAUUUCUGGGGGGAAUGGCCCUAGCCCUCACCUUCCGAUCCAACAGGUCCCAGACGUGCUCAAUGGGAUUGAGAUCCGGGCUCUUCGCUGGCCAUGGCAGAACACUGACAUUCCUGUCUUGCAGGAAAUCACGCACAGAACGAGCAGUAUGGCUGGUGGCACUGUCAUGCUGGAGGGUCAUGUCAGGAUGAGCCUGCAGGAAGUGUACCACAUGAGGGAGGAGGAUGUCUUCCCUGUAACGCACAGCGUUGAGAUUGCCUGCAAUGACAACAAGCUCAGUCCGAUGAUGCUGUGACACACCGCCCCAGACCAUGACGGACCCUCCACCUCCCGCUCCAGAGUACGGUCCUCGGUGUAACGCUCAUUCCUUCGACGAUAAACGCGAAUCCAACCAUCACCCCUGGUGAGACAAAACCGCGACUCGUCAGUGAAGAGCACUUUUUGCCAGUCCUGUCUGGUCCAGCAACGGUGGGUUUGUGCCCAUAGGCGAUGUUGUUGCCGGUGAUGUUUGGUGAGGACCUGCCUCACAACAAGCCUACAAGCCCUCAGUCCAGCCUCUCUCAGCCUAUUGCGGACAUUCUGAGCACUGAUGGAGGGACUGUGCGUUCCUGGUGUAACUCGGGCAGUUGUUGUUGCCAUCCUGUACCUGUCCCGAAGGUGUGAUGUUCGGAUGUACCGAUCCCGUGCAGGUGUUGUUACGCCUGGUCUGCCACUGCGAGGAUGAUCAGCUAUCCGUCCUGUCUCCCUGUAGCGCUGUCUUAGGCGUCUCACAGUACGGACAUUGCAAUUUAUUGCCCUGGCCACGUCUGCAGUCUUCAUGCCUCCUUGCAGCAAGCCUAAGGCACGUUCACGCAGAUGAGAAGGGACCCUGGGCAUCUUUCUUUUGAUGUUUUUCAGAGUCAGUAGAAAGGCCUCUUUAGUGUCCUAAGUUUUCAUAACUGUGUGUCUUAACGACCGUUCCACAGGUGCAUGUUCAUUAAUUGUUUAUGGUUCAUUGAACAAGCAUGGGAAACAGUGUUUAAACCCUUUACAAUGAAGAUCUGUGAUGUUAUUUGGAUUUUUACAAAUUAUCUUUGAAAGACAGGGUCCUGAAAAAGGGACAUUUCUUUUUUUGCUGAGUUGAUCUAUAUCCAAAGAUAUAAAUGGACACAAUUAUGUAAAUUUUGUUCUGCUGUCUCAGAUUGGGGCCUCUCUGAUGUCCAGUAAUGUUGGCAGUGGUUUGUUAAUUGGAUUAGCUGGCACUGGAGCAGCAGGAGGCAUCGCUGUUGGAGGGUUUGAAUGGAAUGUAAGUAAUAUGUUAAGUGCAUUGUGAAAAAACACCAAGAAGAUAAACAAUGGAGAGGAAAUCGAGUUAUUACAGUUUGUCAAUAUUUCCAUCAGGAGGUGGACGCCCUUUAUUUUGAAGACCUAUCUAGAGUAUUUCAGUUUAGAAUAAAAUACCCCAUUUAUGAGUUUCAUGUUUCACAGGCAGCUUGGGUUCUCAUUGCUCUUGGUUGGAUCUUUGUGCCUGUCUACAUCUCCGCUGGUGUGGUAACCAUGCCAGAGUACCUGAAGAAGCGGUUUGGGGGCCAGCGCAUCAGAAUCUAUAUGAGUGUUCUCUCCCUCCUCCUCUAUAUUUUCACCAAGAUAUCAGUACGAUUCUCUCUUUUUUUUUAAAUCUAAUAUUUUAAGUAAAGGAAUUCAGGGUGUUUGUUGAAUAUUCUUGUUACCUCUGCUGACAGACAGACAUCUUCUCUGGCGCUCUGUUCAUUCAAGUGUCCCUGGGCUGGGACCUCUAUCUCUCCACAGUGGUGCUUCUUCUAGUAACUGCCCUCUACACUAUAGCUGGUAACUUUUCAUCAUAAUCUACCACAGUCAUUUAUUCAUUCAUUACAUGGGAUUAUUUGUUAUUGAUUACCAUUGGCUGUUACUGAUUCCAGGGGGGCUGACAGCAGUUAUCUAUACAGAUGCUGUCCAGACGGUCAUCAUGGUGAUAGGCGCAUUCGCACUCAUGUUCAUAGGUACUGUUUUUAUGUUUUCUAUAGUAUAAGUUCAUCGGUAUACAGUAUACACCCCUAAAUAUGAUUUUGUCUAAAACUACUUUAGUAUCAUAGUAUAUAAUUACUUUAUUAAUUAAUGAUUGGAUGAUUCAUUGUAUUCAUUUUCAAACUGACCCUUGAACUUUAUAUUCUUUAGCGUUUGACAAAGUGGGAUGGUAUGAGGGUCUGCAGGAGCAAUACAAGGAGGCCAUCCCCAUAUUGACUGUGCCCAACACUACAUGUCACCUCCCCCGGUCCGAUGCCUUCCACAUCUUCAGAGACCCAGUGACGGGGGACCUGCCCUGGCCUGGCCUGCUGUUUGGCCUCACGGUGCUGGCCACCUGGGUGUGGUGCGCUGACCAGGUAUGAAAUGGCACUUUUGUAGUUGACUUGCCUUUUGUAUUAUAGUCAAGUCUAAUGUGUUAUUUUGACCUAUUAUUUAGAUUUUACAGUAGACCAUUACAAAGAAUCUCACAUUUUUGGUGAGGCAGGAAAUUUCCUCACGUAAUUGACCUUGUCCUAACCUGCUCCAGGUGAUAGUGCAGAGGUCUCUCUCAGCCAAGAACCUGUCCCAUGCCAAAGGAGGCUCUGUGCUGGGAGGUUACCUAAAGGUCCUGCCUAUGUUCUUUAUCGUGAUGCCUGGCAUGAUCAGUAGAGCACUUUACCCAAGUGAGUUCUCACUUUGUCUAUACUAAAUCCAAUAUACAACAAUGGUAUUGCCCUUGUUUAGAAGUUUUAUAGUAUGUUAAUGUACUGUGUAUUACUAUAUUGUCUCUUUAUGUCUGCAGAUGAGGUAGGCUGUGUUGACCCCAUUGAGUGCCAAAGAAUCUGUGGAGCCACUGUGGGCUGCUCCAAUAUUGCCUACCCUAAACUAGUGGUAGAACUUAUGCCUGUUGGUAAGACAUCCGCACACACGCGUCAACAAACUGAAAACACACUUACUAUUGAUCCUAUUUUUGCAAAGGUUAAAAUGUGAUAUCACUGUAUGUGUGUCUAUGUAAUUCUAUGAGGAUGUUUGUAUUUUAAAUCUGACUCGCCCAAUCUCACUCUGUCCCCUCAAGGCAUGCGGGGGUUGAUGAUUGCAGUAAUGAUGGCUGCCCUCAUGUCCUCUCUGACCUCCAUCUUCAACAGUAGCAGCACCCUGUUCACCAUGGACAUCUGGCAGAGGGUCCGGCCACAGGCCUCCGAGCCAGAACUCAUGGUAGUGGGCAGGUAGGUAAUGCCACUCUACCUGUUAAAGAAAUGUACAGCAAUGUCUUCUAAACAUGAGUCAAAGCCAGUUGCUUGACAAUAGCUGUGUCUAAACAUGACCAACUUUUUCAGGUUCUGCUUUAGUUUGCUCCAGGCACUGUUCUAUUUUGUGCUACAAUUCCUUUGAGUCCCCUGUGAAUAAUAAGCUUAGUAUAAAAUCACAUAACUAAACCUCAGAGGACAUUAUACAAAAUCUAUACAGCUCAAUAAAAGUGUCAAGAAUUUUCAUUUUCACCCACAUAAAAACCAAAGUAUGUCCGGACAAAACAUUUUUUACCCAAAUAACAAGUGAUAUCAUUUUUUUCUCAAACAAUAAUAAAAGUUGAAUGGAGCAAGCAUUAUUUGUCUUGCGGGAAUUCCCUGUUUCAAACAUUGUCUUGUUUUGAAUGCUAGACUUAAGGUAUAUAUCCCAUUAAGAUGUCUAUUUUAUGGAGGUAAAUUAAGUUUCCCUGCCCCAUAAUCCAAACCCAUGACCUCUGGUCCAAAGUCCAAUGCUGUAUAUACUCAAUACUGUUACAUUUACAUACUAGAAAACAUGACAUGGGGUUUUCUAAAUUAAAACACUUUUAGUAAGGCAACGAUUCCUAACAAAAGUAACCUAUGUAGGAUUCAUUAUACAAUACUUUAAACCGUAAGAACCCUCACCUCCUGUCUGUGCUCAUCACCUGCAGGGUGUUCAUCUUAGUGAUGGUGGUGCUCAGCAUCCUGUGGAUCCCCAUCAUCCAGUCAGCCAACAGUGGACAGCUGUUUGACUACAUCCAGGCCAUCACCAGCUACCUGGCUCCUCCCAUCACUGCUGUCUUCAUCAUGGCGAUCUUCUGGAGGCGUGUCAAUGAGCAGGUCAGAUCAAGGGUUUCAUCACAUUGUUGUGUGUUUGUCAUAAAGCACAUUGUUAAGAUUCGAUAUAAAACACUGUCCCUUUGUGUGUGUGCGUUCAAUGUGGGUGACUGUUAAUACAGGGAGCCUUCUGGGGUCUGAUCGUGGGCCUUGCUGUUGGCUUGGUGCAGAUGGUGCUGGUGUUUGUGUAUGGAACCCCAUCCUGUGGAGAGAUGGACAUACGGCCAGCCUUCAUCAGGGAUGUCCACUACCUGUACUUUGCUCUCAUCCUCCUGGCUCUCACUGGCCUGGUCAUCACUGCUGUCAGCCUCUGCACUCCGGCCAUUCCAGAGCACCAUGUAAGAGUUCCACAUUUACUCAUCAUAAACAUUAAACUGACUUGCAAAAUAUAUGGUGUCACUUAUGGGAUUCAUUUAAGUUAAAAGAAAAUAACAUGUACAGGUUUUAUGACAUUUUAUAACCUAUUCAUUCUUCCCCUCUUCAAUCCCCCUGCAGCUCCAUCGCCUGACAUGGUGGACAAGACACAGCAAGGAGCCGCGCAUUGACUUCGAUGACCCAUGGACCACAAAGCCCAGGACACCACCCACAACACCUGACCCCAGCGUUGGGGAGGAGGCUGCUGUGGAGGACAGGCCGUGCUGGAAGCGCACGGGAAUGUGGCUGUGUGGGAUGUCUGGGCCUGAGAAGAAAGAGUUAACCCUGGAGGAGAAACAUGCAUUGGAGUUAAAACUGACCAGCAUUGAGGAAGAACCAAUCUGGCGGAAUGUCUGCAAUGCCAACGCCCUCAUUCUACUCACUAUCAACAUAUUUCUGUGGGGCUACUUUGCCUGAAUUAAUAUAACUCUCCUUUUGAUUAUAGAUAUUAUUGAAUCACAUAUUGUUUAUUUAAUUAUUAAUCACACACAAAAUGCUAAUUGGUUUGCAAUUAGAAUGUCAAACAAUAAUGGUAAUGUUGUUUUUUGUUGUUGUGAUUUAGACUUUUUAUUGCCAAAACUGUCUUCUGUAUGUGGGUCAUUCUACAGAUUCGGUGCCUUUUGUGAUUG